Messenger RNA from Camelina sativa (false flax), 1083 nucleotides. RefSeq names its product auxin-responsive protein IAA4. Gene Ontology annotation, cellular component: nucleus. The record is from RefSeq and is a predicted model, not a curated record. Lineage: Eukaryota; Viridiplantae; Streptophyta; Magnoliopsida; Brassicales; Brassicaceae. Gene Ontology annotation, biological process: regulation of DNA-templated transcription.
CACAAAAAAGUGACUUUCAAUUCCUAUAAAACACUCUUCUUCACAAAGCCUCUUAUCUCAUCAAGUCUAUCUCUCUCUAGACAACCACACGAACACAAAAACAAAGUUUCUUUCUUUGAAGAUUGAAUCUAAGAAAUGGAGAAAGUUGGUGAUUAUGAUGAGCUUGUUAACCUAAAGGCAACAGAGCUGAGAUUGGGAUUACCAGGAACAGAAGAAACUGUUUCUUGCGGAAAAAGCAACAAAAGAGCAUUACCUGAUGAUGAUACUGAGAAAGAGAUUGAAUCCACUGGAAAAACUGAAACAGCUUCUCCACCAAAGGCUCAGAUUGUUGGAUGGCCACCAGUUAGAUCUUACAGAAGGAACAGUAUUCAGACAAAGAAGAAUGAAUCUGAAGGUCAAGGAAACUAUGUGAAAGUAAGUAUGGAUGGUGCUCCUUAUCUGAGGAAGAUAGAUCUAACGGUGUAUAAGAAGUAUCCAGAGUUGAUGAAAUCACUUGAAAACAUGUUCAAAUUCUCUGUGGGAGAAUAUUUCGAGAGAGAAGGAUACAAAGGCUCAGACUUUGUGCCUACUUAUGAAGACAAAGAUGGUGAUUGGAUGCUUGUUGGUGAUGUUCCUUGGGAGAUGUUUGUCUCGUCUUGUAAGAGGCUAAGGAUCAUGAAAGGAUCAGAAGUUAAAGGUUUAGGUUGUGGUGUUUAACAAAACCUAACUGAGAGACAAAGAUCAAACAGAAAGAUUCAAAAACAGAGUUUUUUUUUUUGGUUCUGUUUCUUGAAACAGAGGAAAAAAAAGUCUGAAACUGCUUGGGUUUUCGACAAACAUACUUGUGAAUUUUUACCUUAUCGGUAAAACAAACUACUCUUUUCUUGUGGUGUUGUUGAUUCUGUAACAGAGAGAUGCUUAAAAUGGUCUUAAGCAUAAGUGUGAGAAAGAUCUAAAUCUAAACCACUAAAGGGAAAGGUUUUGUGGUGUUAGAAAGAUCUAAUCUGAAACAUUAUGUUUGUGCUUUCUGUAAUGUUCUUAUCGAACAAAUUUGAUGUUUUGAUGUAAGCACCCAUUUUUCUGUUCUGUUUCUCUUCAAAUUAA